This is a messenger RNA of Ilex paraguariensis (yerba mate), 540 nucleotides long. Lineage: Eukaryota; Viridiplantae; Streptophyta; Magnoliopsida; Aquifoliales; Aquifoliaceae. The record is from the annotation of a GenBank genome assembly.
AUGACCAAGACAUUGGAGAAAUAUCAAAGAUGCAGUUAUGGUGCACUUGAAACAAACCUACUUACCAGUGAUGCACAGAGCAGCUACCAGGAGUAUUUGAAGCUUAAAGGAAAAGUUGAGGUCCUACAACAAACUCAGAGGCAUUUUCUUGGGGAAGAUUUGGGGCAGUUGUGCACAGAGGAGCUUCAGCAUCUUGAGCGUCAACUGGAAUCAUCUUUGAAGCAAAUUAGGUCUACGAGGACACAAUAUGUGCUUGAUCAACUAGCUGAUCUUCAACAAAAGGAACAAGCACUAUUGGAAACUAACAAAGCUUUAAGGAACAAGUUGGAAGAAAUUAUUACACCUCUGCAAUUGUCAUGGGAAGCUGGAGUGCCCAGUACACAGUAUAGAUACCAUCCUGCUGAGCCUGGCAGUUUUUUCGAACCUCUAGAAGUGAAUAACACACUGCAGAUUGGUUACAAUCCUGUGGUAACCGAUCAGCUGAACAUUGGAACAUCAACUCAAAAUGCAAAUGGAAUUGUUCCAGGAUGGAUGCUUUGA